ACAGGCUCUGUUUUCUUUUUGGGGUUUUACUGAAAUUGUAAAUUCGGGCUCUUGCAUUUCAGUUCUAAAGUAAAGAUGACGAACCAGAAUGUGGUAGUCUCGGACGCUAGCUCUGCAAUUAACAUGUCCAUUCCUGUCGCCAACUCCUCCCUGUUUUCGUCGUCUGCGGGACAGAAACCACCACCAGUUCCGGGGACUUCCCUCAGCAUUUCAAAGAAGAAGAAGCUUCUCAAGAAGCUUGAAUUAGGAACUACACCCAGAAUCAAUGCUUGGGUUGAUUCCAUGAGAGCUUCAUCUCCCACUCAUACCAAGUCCACGGCUUCUUUAUCUGGGCCUGAAGAGCUUGGUUCUUGGAUCCUUAAUCACCCAUCUGCUUUAAACAUGUUCGAGCAAAUUACAAGCGCUUCAAAGGGAAAGCAAAUGGUUAUGUUUCUCGAUUACGAUGGUACCCUUUCGCCUAUCGUUGAAGACCCAGAUCUAGCUUUCAUGUCUGAGUCGAUGAGGGCAGCUGUUAGAGACGUCGCUAGAUAUUUUCCCACUGCGAUCGUGAGCGGGCGAUGCAGAGACAAUGUCUAUAACUUUGUACGAUUAGCAGAGCUGUACUAUGCUGGUAGCCAUGGAAUGGAUAUUAAAGGACCAGCCAAAGGUCACAAAUAUAAGAAAAGUAAUCAAGCAGUUCUGUUCCAGCCUGCAAGUGAAUUUUUACCCAUGAUCGAUGAGGUUUACAAAGAAUUAGAUGAGAAAACAAAAUCCAUACCAGGAGUAAAAGUUGAGAACCACAAGUUCUGUGCAUCGGUGCACUUUCGCUGUGUUGACGAAAAGAGAUGGAGUGCUCUUGCAGAACUGGUUGGGUCAGUUCUCAAGGACUACCCAAAGCUUCGACUUACUCAAGGAAGGAAGGUUCUAGAGAUCCGUCCUACCAUUAAGUGGGACAAGGGGAAGGCACUUGAAUUUUUAUUAGAGUCACUUGGUUUUGCCAAUUGCAAAGAUGUUUUGCCAGUUUAUAUUGGUGAUGAUAAAACAGAUGAAGAUGCAUUCAAGGUUUUGAAGGACAGAGGACAAGGUUUUGGCAUUCUUGUCUCUAAAUUCCCAAAGGACACAAAUGCCUCUUAUUCUCUUCAGGAACCCUCAGAGGUUAUGGACUUUUUGCAACGUUUGGUAGAGUGGAAGAGAGACUCCCUACCAGGAAGAAACUCAAAGGUGUAAAUAAAUACAAGAAGAUUGGCCACCCCAAGAGAGAAAAAAAAAAAAAAAAG
This is a messenger RNA of Telopea speciosissima, 1256 nucleotides long. Its product is annotated as probable trehalose-phosphate phosphatase J. The record is from RefSeq and is a predicted model, not a curated record. Bases 76 to 1206 code for a protein of 376 amino acids. Gene Ontology annotation, biological process: trehalose biosynthetic process. The transcript has 10 exons. NCBI's taxonomy places the organism in Eukaryota, Viridiplantae, Streptophyta, Magnoliopsida, Proteales, Proteaceae. Gene Ontology annotation, molecular function: trehalose-phosphatase activity.